AUGUCGACACUAAGAGGAGCAACCGAGUCUCUGGUCCAGCGAAGAAUGCGGCUUCUGCGGCGGUUACGAGCCCUCAACAAGGAUGACUACAAGAAGGCGCUGGAAGCGCUUAACCUCAACACUGCCCGCCAUCUUGAUCCCUUUGACUUCGGGGAGGGGUCAGAGGAGGAUAAACGCAAGAAGAAGGUGAGAGGCGAAUGCUAUCAGCAAAGGUUGGCUCGACUAGCUCGAUUUAAGAAGGAUCUUGCCGCAGCAAGGGAGGAGUUCUACGAAAGGAAGGAAAGAGACUUAAAUGAGCUGGUAGACAAGCUGAUCGGUCUAGGUCUAGAAAGAAACGAUGCGGAAGCCAAGUUGCGCGGUCUUUUUGACAUUGUGAUCAAGGAACGCCGAGAAGAAGUGCUGAGACCUACUCAGGUGGACAAACUGCAAUGGUAUGCAAAAGAGCGGGUGCUGAGACGACAUGUGAUCAACUCGAUCCUUGAAAAGGAGGCUAAGCAGCUGCGCUCGAGACGGAAAUAG
This is a messenger RNA of Hydatigera taeniaeformis, 519 nucleotides long. Lineage: Eukaryota; Metazoa; Platyhelminthes; Cestoda; Cyclophyllidea; Taeniidae. The record is from the annotation of a GenBank genome assembly.